UACACAAAACUAAUAAUCAGUUGUUUUAUGCACAACAAUGUGAAGCCAAAUUUUCAAAUCUAAUGACAUUUUAGUCAUACAAGAUUUUAUUACAACAGAUGUUCGAAACAUUAUCCAAAUUACAAUAUUUUUCGAGAAUUUCUUCUCCAUUUAAAGGACAACAAAAAGAAAACCUUAAAUCAAGUGCAUCGCAACCUAAACCAAAGGUAGAAGUUGAAAAUGUUCCUUUGACGACAAAUGAAAAUUCUGACCAAUUAAACAAAACAGUGGAUGAUAUUAAACUAGUGGUACCUGAUUUGAAAAACGUUGUUGAAUAUCCAGAAUAUACACUACAACAAUAUAAAGAGGAGUUUUUAAAAUCUACUGAUACAGCCAACCUAACAUCGAAAGAGGAUAUGUAUUUCAAUACCAAGCGAAAAUGGAAAUGUAUUAUUAGUGUAUUAAAAUUAAAAACGAUAUCAACCGAUUAUAAGUUAUCUAAAUUUUUUCUGGAGUGGGAAAUCGGUAAUCAACGCAUUGUUCGUGUAAAAGAUGAAAAUGUUAAAUCCUUAUAUACUCUUGGUAACAUAAAACACAUUGCACGAACCAACCUUAUAUAUGACGAAGACGCUAUUUUGGGAUCUAAAAAUAUAAAUUUUCGUAACAGUUUUGAGUACAAAGGGUCUUAUAAAGACAUCAAUUCCGAUGACGUUCAUAUAAAACUCUGGCAGUAUAUGCCACGCUCAUUAAAUACAUUAGUGGCAACAUCAUCAAAAAAACUUGUAGAUGUUUGCAAUGGUUCUAUUCAGCAAGAAAUUCAAUUUAAUUUACCUGUAAAAGGAGAACACAAACUUUGUAGAAUACUUACGUACAAUUUUUAUUUUCAGGAAAUUUACCACUUUAAACUAGAAUUCUUUGAUUGGAGAAUUUACGGUUUUCAAACUAGUAGAGAGUUACAAUUUUUGUUAAAACAGCAUCAGCAUGAAUUAAAGUUACAAAAAAAACAAAAACGUAACACCACCACCAAAAACAACACCAGCGACUGGAGGAAAAAUGACGUAAAAAAAAAUGAUGAAGGAUUAAACCUGACCCCGACUAACACAACGUUGAAUAAUCAACCUCUAGCUAAAAAACCUGCACCGAUUAUACUUUCAGAAAAUCAAAAUGUUACAGAAAUCAGUAGUACAACUGACGCGCAACUACUUCAAUGCAUACCCCGGAUUAUGUUCAAACUCAAACAAAAAUCAUUUGGUUAUCCUAAAGUACGACUUGUUUCACAAAAUUUACGCAACACAAUUCUUCCUUAUUGGAGUACAGUUGGAUCAUCAACCUUUCACGGAACAAUAUAUGAUCUUUCCACUUCUACGCUCUAUGUUGAAAUCAAUGAUUUACAAACGAAUUCUUUUCGUGUUGUAGGACUAAGCGAAAUAUAUUUAAGAGGGAUUAUUGAUCAAAUCUAUGUUGAGGCUCCCCUGCGAUUACCACCAUGGUUUCUUGAUAAUUUCGACACUGAUAUUCAAGAUAACUACUACUCAUCCUAUAAUGAUGCUUUUAUAGAAGGAAAGAUAUCAAUAAAGUCAUUACCGCAAUAUAGGCAAAGUGGUGAAACGGAAAAUGUUGAUUUACAGUGCAUCAAUUUGUUCGUUCAUAUUCAAAAUAUUGACAAAGUUCUUACCGCCGAAAAUUUGAAGAAUGUGUAUCCAUAUGUCGAAGUGACUCUUGACACGGAUACUCGCUACACACAAGUUGUUACAGACUGUCAAUCUCCAGUGUUUGAUAGUAUUUUGAUAUUUCCAAUAUACAUCGACUCUAAGGAAAAAAGCCACGAGUCGUUGCAAAAUACUAAAAAUCAUAUCUCAAUAAAUACGUGGAGUAAAGGAGAUACAUAUAAUGAACACUGUGGAGGAACCGUCUUUCUUCUUUACGAUUUAUAUCAUGACGAAAAGGGACUAGAAAGACCUUUUGAAUACGUUUCGUUUACAGACGGUGAGACAGGUACUGUUCUACGAGACCGAACCCGAAAAAUUCAAUUAAAACGAAAACUGUCUCUUACAUUUCCUUCACAAAGUUUCUCUACUUUGACAUUUUCAUGCUGGACAAUACCAGAUCUUCUUAAAAAUACGCGUUUUAAACUAAAAGAUAAACCAAAGUUUUCCAGCCUUCCACCGUUUUUAUUUUCUGCUAUGGACGAGUUGGAGCUAAAAUUUGAAGACGAGUGCAUUAAAACUGCUUCUAUGUUAGAACCAUAUACAAGAUACUACUAUUGCUAUACACUAGAUCAGAAACUGGCUCCCCAAUUUAUUUGUUCUUUCGUGGGUAAAGUUGUCCCACCAAAAAAGAUUGAUAAUUGUUACUAUGUUGCCCACUACAUUCAUUGUCUUAAAUUCAUCCAACAAAGAAAAAAACCAUCUGAUCUUCUGCAGUCAAAUGAUACCCUCACAUUUGGAAAACCUAGCGAAAAAGUCAAUUUAACCAGAGUGUGGGCGACGCCUGCGUUUACCUUGAAUGCAAGGUGUGGUAGUAUAUUUGAUCACGCCUUACUACAUGCUUCAUUUCUCAUUGGUUUAGGAGAACUUGCUUUUGUAUGUUUAGGGUCGCUUUGGGAUACGAGUCAUCACAUUUGGGUUUGUACUUUUCACCUAUGUGAGUCCACCUCUGGAUCUUAUGGAUAUGUCAAGUUUUGGGAAACAACAACGAAUGCAUCAUAUACCCUCAAUAAUAGAUUCAUGCAUCGACAUGUGUUUCAAACUAUCAUGAAAAAUAUGAACAAGACAUUUGAAAAAAGGACAGAUAACCCAACGUCUAUUGUCGAUAAAAUAAAGGGAAUAACAAACGUCACAAAAAUAGUUCAAAAAAUUCAAGUGAAUAAAACAAAUUUCAUUGAUGCUGAAUUUACUCCUGAAACUGAAAAAGCAGACGAUUUAGGACGACCGCUGGACGGAUACGUGAAGAUGCCUUACAGAUCACUCGACAUGAUGUUUAAUCAUCACAAUAUAUGGGUGAACAAGCAAGAUCCUAAUCCAAACUUUAUUUGGUUUGAUGUUUGGAGUACGGAUUAUUGGUACCAGUUUUUUUCUGGAAAAUUCAACAUUAAGACGUGUUUCCCUCGAGGUGGUAACUAUUGUAUGGUGCAAUAUCAUAGGGAUUUACAACAGACUGUUGACCUUAUUAAAUUAAAUUGUCGCAAAUCCUUUUCACAAUAUAGAAGAUCGCGUAAUAUGCAAACACGUUGGAACGAUGACGUGGCGUUAGAAAAUUUCUUAGUUUAUGGUCUCAAAUUAAUCCAUGAAAAAGACAUCGCAGAUUUAUCGGAACAUUUUAGUAUAGAGAAUAAGCAUAAAAAGUGGAGACAAAUUUUAUAUCAAAAACUUCCCCCAACUUUUCGAUUAAAAAGCUUUACUUUGCAUCUUAAUACUACGAAUACAAGAAAAGUUGCAGAUUCAUUUGUCCAUCGUUGUUCAUUCAUUGAUAUGAUGUCAAAUUCUACAACAUUUACCUUGGCCGUACAAGUAAACCAAUUGCCGCUGGGUUUGACAAGCGUUUAUGUAAUGAUUCUCUUAAUUUAUAAUAUUUCUCGUCGUGAGAGGCAGGCGUUCUAUGAAUUGAAUCUGAGGAAAAACGGGGCUUUACACACUAUGGAAAUGUUCAAUAGGACGUACAGAAAAAGAUUAGAAACAGAAAUCGAAAUAAAGAACGCAAAUGACAAUGUAAGAAUUCAACGCUUGGGACAACGUCCUAAUGACGUGGGGAAAAAAUCAUUUGAUAAUGAUGCCACUAAAAUUACUGUAAAAAGCACAGAAAAUGUGAAAAAAGGAAUUGAUUCUUUUGUCAAAGGAGAUCAAAAGUCUCGGAAAACUACACCAACAAAAAAAAAAUUAUCCCAUUCAAUUGGAAGCAUAAGAACAAAACAAGGAAAAAAAAAAAAAAUUAUAAAAUCUUUGCGUAUUCGAUUACCUAGAGAUGCAAUCCUUGGAACAAUUUACGUCGUCAAAUUUUCGGACAAGGAGAUUUGGAAUAAUUUGACAAUGUUUCGCUUUAUGAUGAGCACAGUGAAUCAAUCGCUUUGCCAGGCUCUUAGGGUAUCUAAAAAAAAAAUUAAAUGCUUCGCUUGUAAUUAUACAAACGGAACAAUUAACUUUGCUGUUUUACCCUCUGAUAAUAAAUCAGUUGAAGCGGAUGAAAAAUUAUUUUCGAAGCUUAUAAGAAUAUUUGCUAGCCUUUGUGAAAACUCUCCACAACUUAAAGAAAUUAUCGGGAGUUCUGCAACUAUCGCUUAUAACAAAAAAAUUGAACAUUCAACUUCUAUAACCGUAAUGAAAAUCAAGGAAGCACUCCAUGAAACAGUCCAAAAGAGAAAACGUGAACAAAACAAAACAGAAAAACAUCUAACAGUCCCAAGUGUCGGAAAACAAAAUAAAACUAGUGUUAACGAUACCAACGUUAAAACUAAUGACAUUUUGGCUCAAAAUUACAAUUUAAACGCUAAAGAAGCCUUAAAUGAAGAAGAAAACCGACGUGUUUUUUGUAAACGAAUGCAAGAAGAAGAAGGUGAAAUUUUCGAACAGCUGCGUAAAUAUUAUGAAAACGAAGGGUACUCGAACGACGAGUCGCAAUAUUUUGCUGCCUAUUAUACAGCUUUACGAAUUAAACAGUGUAACAAAUCUUGAAAAUACUCAAUGACACUUAUUGCAGGUAUUAGCUUAUUUUCUUUUUACGAAGUACUUUUUCUUCUUUUAAAAAAAAUUUAAAAAGCAAUUUUUGUUUUUCUUUAAAAUACUUUUUUUUAACGAAUUAGAAAAAACUAUACUCAUGUUUUGCAUUUUUCCUUAACAAUUAAAA
Molecule: messenger RNA, 4818 nt
Organism: Hylaeus volcanicus
Lineage: Eukaryota; Metazoa; Arthropoda; Insecta; Hymenoptera; Colletidae
Exons: 30
Coding region: 99-4646 (1515 amino acids)
Source: RefSeq, a predicted model, not a curated record